AGAGAAAAAAGACAAAAUGAAAGGAUAAUAUGUUUCUAAAGCUGCUGAGCUGAGAACUAAGAGAGAGAGAGACAGAGUCUCAUAUCAUAUCAAAGAUUGAAACUUUGGUUGGCUUCCCUUCGGUGGAUGAGGCCACCACCACAGUCAUCCAUUGAAGACUGAACCCUUUGAAGAGAAGAGCAUGUCUCUCUCUCUUCUUCCCAUUUCUUCUUCUUCUUCUUUUCACUCAACUAAAAUUACCAAAAACACCCUUUUCUCUUCUUUCCCUGCUUCUUCUUCUUCUAUCAGCUUUACCAGACUCCACAGCCUCUCAUUCUGUCAUUGCUUCACCCCAGAGCAACAAAACAGAGCUGCCCAUUUUGAACAACAUGAUGGGGCCUCAUCAGAUGAUGAUGAUGAAGAAGAAGAACAAGAAACUAAUCUUUUGGGGUUAGCAGAUGGGUCUUCUCUCUUGCCUGAAAAAUGGGAUGUUUUGGGACUUGGUCAAGCAAUGGUAGAUUUCUCUGGUGUGGUGGAUGAUGAUUUUUUGGAGAAUUUGGAAUUGGAAAAGGGGACUAGGAAGGUUGUGAAUCAUGAAGAAAGAGGAAGAGUUUUAAGGGCAAUGGAUGGUUGUAGCUACAAGGCUGCAGCUGGUGGUUCUCUUUCCAACACUCUUGUUGCCUUGGCUAGGCUUGGUAAUAAGCCUAUUGGGGGUCCUCCUCUCAAUAUAGCUUUGGUUGGUAGUGUUGGGAGUGAUCCAUUGGGAAGUUUUUACAGGGCGAAAUUGCGCCGUGCAAAUGUUAACUUUCUUUCUGAACCGAUCAAGGAUGGAACAACCGGGACAGUGAUAGUUCUCACAACUCCAGAUGCCCACCGCACUAUGUUAUCGUAUCAGGGUACAUCAUCAACCAUUAAUUAUGAUCUGAGCCUAGCUAAGAUAGUUUCCAAUACAAAGAUUUUAGUAGUUGAAGGAUAUUUAUUUGAGCUUCCCGACACAAUCAAAACGAUAAAGAAAGCAUGCGAGCAAGCAUGCCGGAGUGGUUCCCUGGUUGCUAUCACAGCAUCUGAUGUUUCCUGCAUAGAGAGACACUACGACGAAUUCUGGGAAAUCGUUGGCAACUACGCAGACAUCAUAUUUGCGAAUAGCGAUGAAGCUAGAGCUUUAUGUGAUUUUUCUUCCGAGGAAAGUCCAGCUGCAGCGGCAAGGUAUCUAAGCCAUUUAGUACCCUUAGUCUCGGUCACGGAUGGAAUAAAAGGAUCAUACAUUGGUGUAAAAGGAGAAGCUGUAUAUGUGUCUCCUUCUCCAUGUGUACCGGUGGACACUUGUGGUGCAGGCGAUGCAUAUGCGUCUGGUGUUUUGUAUGGUCUGCUACGAGGGAUGUCGGACUUGAGAGCAAUGGGUGGUCUAGCUGCUCGAAUAGCUGCAACUGUAGUUAGACAACAGGGUACUCGUCUUCGGGUUCAAGAUGCAGUAAAGUUGGCCGAAUCUUUUGCAGUUCAUAUUAGUAGUUCGAGUUCUAGUUCCUCCGGUAAUCUUCAAUCAGAUAUCGGGUCAGAUCAUAUAUCCAGUUUAUAGUAAAGGGGAAAGACAAUAUUGCAAAGCUUCAUCACUCGUUCUUUGGCGUUGAGCUUCGUCACUAUGAACCGGCCAUCUAUAUGGUGCUUGAUGAACUGUGACAGAUCAAAGCAAGCCACAGCCAAAGCUCUUGGAUCACAUGAAGUGUCUAAAAUUGUAAUCAAGACCCUCAAAAUCUGCAUAAUAAAAUUGUUGUCUGAGUAAUCGAUCGAUUGAAUAUCUUUACAAAAAAAAAAAAAAAAAUCAAACAAAAAAAAAGUAAAAUUCAUACUUGAAAGUUGUUCUCUUCAAAGUGUGCAAUAUUAUUAGACCAGAAUGCAGAAUCUUUACGUAUAGAAGUCCAAUCAAGACGACCAAGGAGAACUUCUUGCUUGUAAAUUUCGAAAGAUUUUAAUGAUUUUAUCUUAUUCAAA
Cannabis sativa is the source of this 1968-nucleotide messenger RNA. RefSeq lists its product as uncharacterized. NCBI's taxonomy places the organism in Eukaryota, Viridiplantae, Streptophyta, Magnoliopsida, Rosales, Cannabaceae. The transcript has 6 exons. The coding region runs from base 182 to 1555 and encodes 457 amino acids. Gene Ontology annotation, molecular function: kinase activity. The record is from RefSeq and is a predicted model, not a curated record.